GAGAAAAAAUAAAAAGAAAAAUAAAGAUAGAAGAAAUAAGAGGAAAUUAAAACGAGGAAACCAAACAAAAGGGGCUCGUUCUUCUCCUCAGGAUGAUCGAAACCCUAGUUUGAUCCGCAGGUCUCUUCUUCUCUUCGGAUUGGGUUUCGAUCGGAUCUGGAAGGGGUUCGAUCUCUGAGCUCCGGUGGUGAAGCGGAGGUGAUUCGUUCACGAGGGGAAAAGGGGAUCUUGAGUUUUGGGGGGCUCGGUUGCUUGGAUCGGAUGGCAUUACCUCCUCCGGAUCAGGUGGAGGAUUUAACAGAUGAGGAUUUCUUUGAUAAGCUAGUCGGAGAUGAUGAUUCAGGAAUCACGGGGUCUCAAUCCCCGCCGACGGAUUUGGUGAGGGCGGUCUCGAGUUUGAGUAUUGGAGAUGUGGGGGAAUCCUUGGAUGAUGCCGGUGAAGGAGGAUCCGCCGCUGGGGAUGACGACCUUAAAGCGAAUAGCAUAUUGCCUGCGCCGGAGGAGUCUGACAAGUUUGCCAGCACAGAACCUGGUACGGGAGCUGUGAGCCAGAUUGAAACCCCUUCUCCUUCAACAGAGAAACACAGUGGUACCAAGGUGAAGGAGGUGCAGUGGAGUGCCUUCAAUGCUGAUUUUCAGCAGGCUGAUAGUGAUGGAUUUGGAUCAUACUCGGAUUUCUGGGCUGAUAAUUCAGAAGGCCCUGCUGAAUUCCUUCAAAAUGAUAAUGAAGUGAACUCUGCUUUCAUGGAGAAGUCGAAUGGCGAGUCGAGUAUGGGCAUGAGUGCCUCUGGCCAAGAGGAAAGUCAAUUUUAUAACUCAUCCUAUGAUCAGGCUGCAGAUGGCCAUGACUUGCAAUACUGGGAAAAUCUUUACCCGGGCUGGAAAUAUGACGCAAGUACCGGGCAGUGGUAUCAAUUAGAAGGUUAUGAUAUUUCUACAAAUGCCGAAUCGGAUGUCUACACUAACACCACAAGUGUGCAGUCAGAUGGAUACAAUGCAUCUGUGAAUGUUCAAUCUGGUAGUAAUGCAGCUGUGAAUUCUCAGCUUGAUAGUCACACCAUGGCUAAUGUGGAUGGACAACAUGGUUUUCAUGGGAACACUCAGGUUGCUAGCGAUGGGUUUGUUGUGGACCAGAGGUCUGACAUUUCUUAUAUACAACAAGCUAGCAGUUCUGCAGUGGAUAAAAUAGCUGAGGAUUCUUCUGUGGCUAGUGUUCAAUGGAACCAAGUUUCUCAAGAGAAUGCAGGAUACCCAUCUAACAUGGUUUUUGAUCCUCAGUAUCCUGAUUGGUACUAUGACACAAACACCCAACAAUGGCAAACUCUUGAAUCAUACUUUCAGAGUCUUUCUCAAGCAGCAGGCUCAUUGCCAUCGCAACUGAUUCAAAAUUCUUCUAAUGGAUAUGGUAAUUCUAGUUUGUAUAAUGGAGUUAACCAUUCUGAGAAUAGCACAAUGCAAAGUCAAAGCUACCAUCAAACUGGGGCGAACUGGCAGGGAUCCACCAACAAUUAUUCUCUGCAGAACUCAUGGCAGCAGCCUGAAGAAUUUGGUAAGGAUGUCUCUGAUUUCUAUGGGAAUCAGCAGAUGGGAAGCUCAUAUGGCUCAGGCAUGCAGACCAUGAACAAAAGCAAGCAGGAGACGAGUUAUAAAUCCUUUGAACCUGGCAAAAGUCAUGUUUAUGGAAUCAGCAACGGUGUUUCUGGGUACCAGAGCUUUAAUCCUUCCGAAAACAUGUAUCAGUAUAGUCAGCCAAAGGUUGAAAAUACGCUGCAGGCACAUCUGUCUAGUAGUGGUAGUUACUAUGGAAAUCAAAACUCUGGUUAUUCUCAACAAUCAUUUCAGUCCACAGGUGGACUUCAUACUCCAUUACCUUUGGCCAAUGCCAUUAGUGAAGGGAGAUCCUCAGCUGGACGACCACCACAUGCAUUAGUCACCUUUGGUUUUGGUGGGAAACUCAUAGUCAUGAAAGAUACCAACUCUUUUGGUCCAAACUUGGACUAUGGAAGCCAGGAUGCUGCUAAGGGGGCGAUCUCAGUUUUCAACUUAUCAGAAGUUGUGUGUGAUAAAAUUGAUGGAACAAAUGGUGGAGGUGGUAGUUAUUUCCAUACUUUGUGUCAUCAGUCCUUUCCGGGCCCACUUGUUGGGGGGAAUGCUGGAACAAAGGACGUGAAUAAAUGGAUAGAUGAGAAGGUUCAAGAAUGUCAGGCACCCCUUUUGGAUGAGAGAAAAGGAGAGCUGUUAAAGAUGCUUAUUUCAUUGUUGAAAAUUUCAUUACAGCAUUAUGGAAAACUGAGGUCUCCUUUUGUUGCUGGUUCUUCUCUCGAGGAGUCUGAUGGUCCAGAGUCAGAUGUAACUAAGCUUUUUGCCUCAGCUAGAAAGAACCACCCUCAUCUUGGAGAGUACGGGUCAUACACUCAUUGUGUGCAAAGCCUCCCUUCUGAAGGACAAGCUCGGACAACUGCUGUUGAGGUACAGAACCUCCUUGUUUCUGGUAGAAGGAAAGAAGCUCUUCAACGUGCACAAGAUGGUCAGUUGUGGGGUCCUGCUCUUGUUCUUGCUGCACAACUUGGAGAUAAGUUUUAUGUUGAUACUGUCAAGCAAAUGGCACACCGUCAGUUUUUGUUUGGAUCACCUCUAAGGACAUUAUGCCUGCUUAUCGCGGGGCAACCAGCAGAUGUAUUUUCUGCAGACAACUUUGUCGACAUGGGCAUGCCUGGUGCAACAAAUGCAUUUCAACAGCCUCCCAGGGUUCUGACUAACAGCAUGCUUGAUGACUGGGAAGAAAAUUUGGCUAUCAUAACUGCAAAUAGGACAAAAGACGAUGAACUAGUAAUAAUUCAUCUUGGAGACUGUUUGUGGAAGGAGAGAGGAGAGGUUACUGCAGCGCAUACUUGCUACUUGGUUGCUGAAGCUAACUUUGAGCCAUACUCUGACAGUGCUAGACUCUGUCUUGUUGGUGCUGACCAUUGGAAAUGUCCCCGGACUUUUGCUAGCCCUGAGGCCAUUCAGAGGACAGAAUUAUAUGAAUAUUCUAAGGUGCUUGGAAAUUCUCAGUUUAUCUUGCUACCGUUUCAGCCAUAUAAGCUUAUAUAUGCUUACAUGCUUGCUGAAGUGGGAAAGGUUUCUGAAUCACUCAGGUACUGUCAAGCUUCUCUAAAGGUUCUGAGGAAUUCUGGUCGUGCUCCUGAAGUAGAAGCAUGGAAAUCAUUAUUUUCUUCACUUGAGGAGCGGUUGCGGACACAUCAGCAGGGUGGAUAUGGCACAAACCUAGCACCUGGAAAAUUUGUGGGUAAGCUGUUUACCUCCAUUGAUAGAUCUAUUCAUCGGAUGAUUGGUGCUCCACCAGCACCACUGCCUCCAACGCCUCAGAUGAGUUUGAAUGGCAAAGAACUCAAUGCUGUAGUCCCAAAAGUAGCAAGUAGUCAAUCUACCAUGGCUAUGUCCUCCCUAAUUCCAUCAGCAUCUGUUGAGACGAUGAGUGAAUGGGAGGGUGAUAGCAGUAGGAAGAUUAUGCAUAACAGGAGUAUCUCUGAACCAGAUUUUGGUAGAAGCCCAAAGCAGGGUUCAUCAGUAGAUUCAAUAUCACCAGAGGGACAACACAAAGUAUCAACAUCUCGUUUUGGCCGCAUUGGUUCACAGCUAAUUCAGAAGACAAUGGGAUGGGUGUCAAGAUCACGUUCAGAUCGCCAGGCCAAGCUGGGGCAAAGCAAUAAAUUUUACUAUGAUGAAAAACUCAAGAGAUGGGUAGAGGAAGGUACAGAACCCCCAGCUGCAGAAGUUGCACUCGCGCCUCCACCAAUGUUAGCGUCAUAUCAGAAUGGCAUUUCGGACCAUAAUGUAAACAGUUCCUUUCAGAGCCAAAGCCUGCCAGCAAAUGGGGGUUCUGAGAUUAGAUCACCCAGUGUCACAGAACCUAGUUCAGGGAUGCCUCCUGUUCCACCAACCACAAACCAGUUCUCAUCUCGUAGUAGAAUGGGGGUUAGGUCAAGGUACGUUGAUACUUUUAACAAAGGUGGUGGAGCUUCAACAAAUUCAUUUACAACACCAACAGUGCCAUCUGUUAAACCUCCUAUGGCAGGUAAAUUUUUCGUACCCACUGCACCUUCAGCUUCUGAUGGACAGCAAGCUGAUGCAGCAGAAAGCAUACCUGAAGCUGAUGCCAACAGUGAGCCUUCGACAUCUGGUAUGCAAGACAAGUCAUUUGCUUCACCACCACCUGCCAUGCAGCGCUUCCCAAGCAUGGACAACAUUGCUCACAAUGGGAAUUUGACGGGAUCAGCCCUGCAGGUUAGUGAUGGGCCUCCCAUUUCGCAUGCGCGUGCUGCAUCAUGGGGAGGUAGUUACAGUGAUGUAUUCAAACCAAAAAUGCCGGAGGAAAAGCUAAGCAGAGGACUGGGUAUGCAAACAUCUUUCAUGCCUGUUGAUCUGUCAGCAAAGCAGUUAAGUAGCUCAUAUCUGCAACCAAAUGGUGGUGGCAGCAGUGGAGUCUCUGGAGAUGACCUUCAUGAGGUUGAACUCUGAUGUUGGGGUUCUCACAUUGCUACUUUGAUAUACACAGCUACUAGUACUCAGGUCUUGAUCAAACAUUUGUGCUGCCAUGCCAGCCAGCCAGAAGUUCGGUUCAGGUAGCUGCUAUGGAUUUGAGAAAUUUUGCAAGAAGGCUGCAGUCUGAUGCGAUGCAACCUUAUGCCAACAAACCUGUGUCUUUGUAACCUUAUAUAGUUCACCCGUCUUUACACCUGGACUUUAUAUAGUUCGUGGCAUGUUCCUUUUACAUGAAAGCAUGUGGACGCCAUUGUACAGAUAAUUUGUUGAUUUAUUGGAAGAGAAGAAAGGAGAAUUCCAUAAUGUUGGUGAAA
Molecule: messenger RNA, 4859 nt
Organism: Dioscorea cayenensis subsp. rotundata (Guinea yam)
Lineage: Eukaryota; Viridiplantae; Streptophyta; Magnoliopsida; Dioscoreales; Dioscoreaceae
Product: protein transport protein SEC16B homolog
Exons: 14
Coding region: 262-4521 (1419 amino acids)
Biological process (GO): autophagy; Golgi organization; COPII vesicle coat assembly
Cellular component (GO): ER to Golgi transport vesicle membrane; endoplasmic reticulum exit site
Source: RefSeq, a predicted model, not a curated record